This is a messenger RNA of Rhinolophus ferrumequinum (greater horseshoe bat), 3306 nucleotides long. RefSeq names its product solute carrier family 25 member 15 (gene SLC25A15). The record is from RefSeq and is a predicted model, not a curated record. Bases 209 to 1114 code for a protein of 301 amino acids. Gene Ontology annotation, biological process: mitochondrial L-ornithine transmembrane transport. Gene Ontology annotation, molecular function: L-ornithine transmembrane transporter activity. Lineage: Eukaryota; Metazoa; Chordata; Mammalia; Chiroptera; Rhinolophidae. The transcript has 7 exons.
UCCCGGGGGCGGGGCGGAGGCCAACCUGCGGCCCGCGGCCCAUGGCCCACGUGGGGGUUAAGCGGCCGCCCCUGCCUCGGAGGCAGAGACAAGCACAGGCAGCGGAGCCCGAGCUGGACGCAGCCUGCCGGCGCGGCGGGGUAUGAGGUGCUCGUCAUAAGCUCCAAGGAAUUGCCUUUCACAGAGCCCAGCAGAAGAGUGGGCGAACAUGAAGUCCAAUCCUGCCAUACAAGCUGCCAUUGACCUCACGGCAGGGGCCGCAGGGGGCACAGCAUGUGUUCUGACUGGGCAGCCCUUCGACACGAUGAAAGUGAAGAUGCAGACAUUCCCCGACCUGUACAGGGGCCUCACCGACUGCUGCCUGAAGACGUACUCCCAGGUGGGCUUCCGGGGAUUCUACAAGGGGACCAGCCCAGCGCUCAUCGCCAACAUCGCCGAGAACUCUGUCCUCUUCAUGUGCUACGGCUUCUGCCAACAGGUGGUGCGGAAAGUGGUGGGAUUGGACCGGCAGGCAAAGCUGAGUGAUCUGCAGAAUGCAGCUGCCGGUUCCUUCGCCUCUGCGUUUGCUGCACUGGUGCUCUGCCCCACUGAGCUUGUGAAGUGCCGGCUACAGACCAUGUACGAAAUGGAGACAUCAGGAAAGAUAGCCCAAAGCCAGAAUACAGUUUGGUCUGUCGUGAAGAGUAUCCUCAGAAAGGAUGGCCCACUGGGCUUUUACCAUGGACUCUCAAGCACUUUACUUCGAGAAGUACCGGGCUAUUUCUUCUUCUUCGGCGGCUAUGAACUGAGCCGAUCGUUUUUUGCAUCAGGGGGAUCAAAAGAUGAACUAGGCCCCGUCCCUUUGAUGUUAAGUGGUGGAGUUGGUGGAAUCUGCCUCUGGCUUGCUGUUUACCCAGUGGAUUGUAUCAAGUCCAGAAUUCAAGUUCUUUCCAUGUCUGGAAAACAGGCAGGAUUUAUUGGAACCUUUAUAAGUGUUGUGAAAAACGAAGGAAUAACAGCCUUAUAUUCUGGACUGAAACCUACCAUGAUUCGAGCGUUCCCUGCUAAUGGGGCACUAUUUUUAGCCUAUGAAUACAGCAGGAAGCUGAUGAUGAACCAGUUCGAAGCAUACUGAAGAGUAUUGGCAAACCUGGAUCCAAGUACAAGCAUAACUACAAUUCAUCUCAGGGUUUGAUGGAGUACAAGACCAAUGUGGAAUUACUUUGAUUUCGUGAGAAUUUUGUUUUUGUCUUGUGUUCUUCUACCCUAAAUCUUAAACUUUAUGGAGGGACCUCUAGUCUACAUCAUAUAAUUUUUGCCCAUAAUUGUAUUGAAAUACAAAAGUUGCUGCUCUUGUCGUUGGUGGGACAUCCAGGAUAAGCCUCUGGCCCUCUGUACCUAAUCUGAAAAGCUAAAUAUAGUUAUAUCAGGGAUUUUGCAUUAACCGGCGUAUUUGGUUUGGAAGGUGAUGUGUUGUGAGUGAAGGACAGUUUUGUUCCAUGUUUAAUCUCAGAUCUCGCCAGAAGAACCUACAAGGUAACUUUGUGUGAUGAAGAUGGUUAUAAACGAUUACUUAACUCAUUCUAGAUGGAGGGUCUCUUUUAAAAUCUGCUUAGCCCAUGCACUAUACCAAGUGGUUAAAGUUUUUAAAAAGGUUUCCUGUGGUGCUUGAAAACUAAAACACCAUCUAGAUUUUAAAGAGGAGAAUAUACCUGCAUACCGGUAUGGCUUCCAUGUUCCUGAUUUAAAUUUCAGAGUAUGCAUCCUGGAUUUUUCCAAGAUGCUCUAAUGUUAAAAUAGUGCCAUUCAUUUUCUGGGUGGGAUCAUAUUGUACUGACAUAUUGUUGGGUGUGGCCUAGAGUAUCAGGCCCUUGGGAACAGCGUUGGCCUUCACCUGUGCCAACUUCCAUUCUUCUCCUCUCCCAAAGAGCUUCCCCUCUGCUGGGCUCUAGGUAGAGGAAGGGGCUGAGGGGAGAGGGGUGUGCUGCUAUGCUUUGUGAAGACCUUGUGGCUGAUGACAGCCCUUAGCUUCUGUCUCUGGACAGGAUUCCAGAGUAUUCUGUCGGACCACUCACUCAUUGCCUCCACCAAUUGGAAACCCACCCAGGGAACAGAGUGCCAAAGCCAAGAGUAGCCCGUGUUCCCUCUCUGGUGACUGAGUUACAGUAUUUGUGGAUAGAAUCCUCUCCUCAGAACUAGACAAAAACGUAGAGUUUGCACGACACAGUGAGGAAUGUCAAGGCUGACCCACUCUCAAAUGUAUCUUGGAGUCCAUAACUCCUCCCCAUGCAUUUACAGUGUUGGAGCCUCUUAUAUUUGGUACUGGCAAUCAGUGAAUUUUAAUGAUGACUUUAUGUGGAGUGUGACUUUAUAAAGCAAUGAAACAAAAAAUGUAAUUUUUAUUUAGCUAUGUUGUACGUAUGCACAAACCCCAGUUCCUCUGAUUCCCACAGCCUUGGGGAUGGGCAGCUGUUCUUUAGCCAUUUGGUGUAAGAGUCCCUCUUGUCACCGCUAAAGGAAGCCUCCUCAUUCCAUGCUGCCCCAAAACUAGCAAGGGCUCUCUCCAUAAAAAGUGUUCCUAAGCAGCCGACAGUGUUAAUAACAGGCCACACCGUGUGUGUAGCCCUUCAGCAGAAUAUAAAUCUUGUGUGAAACCUCCAGUCUCCUUAAGCUUUUUGUUCUCCGUGAAGCCUCUCUGGUAACUCCAGCCAUAUGCCAGAAGCAAGAGGGUCAGGAAAGUGAGGUGCUGACAAAUGGGGGCUGCUGCAGACAUUGAGGGAGGGGACGCCUGGUGUCGUGCUUGAUGUGCCCCAGAGCUUUGGCUAGUCUUCCCUUUACUUUUUCUCUAAAAGCAAUACAUGUUUCUGCCUUACUUUUCUCUCCAUACUUAAAUGGCCCAUAGCUACUGAGUGGUACUUCGUCUGAACAGGCCUGGAGUGAAGCAAAAUAGAAAAUGGCCCUCGCUUCCAGCAGGAAGUGAACUGCUUCAGAGUCCACGGCCCCCCUGCCUGGCGCCCCCGCCUGGCGCCGGUCUGCAUGUCUCAGCCUUGUUGGCAGUGGGCCUUUUCACAUGUCAUCCUUUAAAGAUUUAACUAAACAUCUUCAAUAUAAACAGUCUGAGGCAACUAUGAGUGAGUGGGAGUAAGGAAUGGAAACCUAAGUCGGGAAUUUAUUGUUCAUUCUCUUUGUUUAAUUCAUGGUUCAGUAUUUGGGUAUAAUUUGUCCCAUUUCAGAUCUGUACUCCAGACAAAAAUAUAGUAACAUGAAAUACUGUGUUUAAAGAAAUUCUAGUAUUCUGUAUCAUUAAAUUAUUUGCCUAAUAUUUGA